Haliotis rubra (blacklip abalone) is the source of this 309-nucleotide messenger RNA. RefSeq names its product BPTI/Kunitz domain-containing protein 2-like. The transcript is spliced from 2 exons. The record is from RefSeq and is a predicted model, not a curated record. The coding region runs from base 1 to 309 and encodes 102 amino acids. NCBI's taxonomy places the organism in Eukaryota, Metazoa, Mollusca, Gastropoda, Lepetellida, Haliotidae.
AUGGAGGGUGGGGAGGAAGGAGGAUGGGGAGCAAUGGAGGGUGGGGAGGAAGGGAGGAUGAGAAGGAAGGGAAGAUGGGGAGCAAUGGAGGAGAAAGGGAGGGCUACCCCAAUCACCCGGGAGCAAUGGAGGAUGAGGAGGAUGAGGAGCAAUGGAGGGUGGGGAGGAAGGGAAGGUGGGGAGGAAGGGAGGAAGGGAGGGUGGGAGCAAGUGGAAGGUGGGGAGGAGGAGAGGAGGGUGAGGAGGGAGAGGGAGGGUGAAGGAAGGGGUGGGGAGGAGGGAGGGGAGGGUGAGGAGGGAGGAGGGUGA